AUGUCAAAGUACGAAAAACUCUCCAACAAUGACCGCUGCUCAUUGGACAUCUCCGAAACUUCGGGAAACUCGACCUCUGGAGACGAGAAGGAAGAAGCAGCUCUCCUCGACGAGCCACUGGACUCUGACGAACAGUAUGAGAGGAGAGACAUUGUAGAGACCAAAGAGAAAUCGCCAGCUAGAAUCGCAUUUUUCGCCAAUCUUGGAAUCCUGCUCUGCUCCGUCAUCUUUUAUGCAUAUCGAUACACAAUCGCUCCCUCAGAUGCAGCAUGCGAGCGAAAGAUGUGGGCGUAUAGCCCAAUGCAGGAAGUAAUGGAGUUCGAAUGGCGACAAUAUGAUUCGGACAUCAUCCCACCAAAGUAUUUUGGAGAGCCGACUGAUGAACGUCGGGCGGUUUGGGAACUGAUAUAUGACCGGUUUCCAUAUGACAAGCUGGCUAUGAUAAACAAGUCGGCGGAAGCGUUCGACUGGUGGCGUCUCCCGGCGCCAAAUGAUGACCAAGUUAUUGCGUUUCCGGAAAUGACCCAUCAGAUGCACUGCGUUGCUUUCCUCUGGCUCUUCGAGUAUCGAGAGUACUGGGACUACCAGACCUUCAUGAACUCAACAGAGUUCAUCUUCGAACUCCAUGUGAACCACUGCUACUUGACACUUCUGACCAUGAUCAAGUGCCAAGCAGAUGUAACGCCUGUGCUCUUCCAGAAAGAUCAUUCGGAGAUGGGAACGUGGAAGACGCGCGACGCUCCGCAUCGGUGCAAGAAAUUCGAUCAGCUGGCGGAGUGGGAGAGGGAACACAAAGUUUGUAGGUCGAAUUGUGUGGAGGAGGACUUUGCGUCGGAGAUGACUUCGCAUGUGCAUGCGAAAGCGGGAGAGAAUGGACCUGGAUAGCUCGAGUCUUGAAAUAUCAAGAUCAAAGACCCAAGAAGCUAGCAGUAUCAGGAUAGUUCAUUGCCUCCCUCUGUGUGCAAUCUCCUCCUUGUCCCGGAUGCUGGGGAGCUCCGCCGCAGAUUAUUACACGUUCCCAUCUUCUUCGUCGUAUGCCCAUCAUCGUCCGUCUCGUUCCUCAUCAGACCGAGAUUCCGUAUCCAAUGUACCUC
Messenger RNA from Hyaloscypha bicolor E, 1094 nucleotides. RefSeq lists its product as uncharacterized. The record is from RefSeq and is a predicted model, not a curated record. The transcript is spliced from 3 exons. Lineage: Eukaryota; Fungi; Ascomycota; Leotiomycetes; Helotiales; Hyaloscyphaceae. Gene Ontology annotation, biological process: mycotoxin biosynthetic process. Bases 1 to 885 code for a protein of 294 amino acids.